GUGUGAAAACGGCGAAGAUGAGGGCAAUUGUUUACAAAAAACAGUAAUUUCUGAUGUUUGUCCUUCUGCAAGUGUUCGCACGUUUGAGCUAUGGAAGAUCCUGCUGGCCGCAAUGGCUUUCCCCCACUAAAACCACGUCCUGCUAACGGCCCCCGACCUCACCGGUGUGAAGUUUGUCAAAGGUCAUUCCGAGAAGUAGCAACACUGAGAAAACAUGAGCAGUUACAUCGUGCCGACCGGCCUUACGUUUGUACGACGUGCGGAAAAUCAUUUCUUUGGUCGUCCAAUCUAAAGGUUCAUGAGCGUGUGCACACUGGCGAGCGGCCGUACAAGUGUAAGAUCUGCCACCGGUGUUUCACUCAGUCCAACGACCUUCGACGCCAUGAGCGCAACGUGCACAUGCGCGGAAAACUCUACGGGUACAAGAAUGCGACGACGCGCCAGAACAGUCACGUCAAUCUGGCCGCCUACCAGGCUUUCGCCAUGCAACAGAGGGCGCUGCUGCAGCAGGCGUUGACAUACGAGUCAUUCAUGCAGAAUGCCGCGGUGGCCUCCCACGCGCAGAUGUUCGGCCAGCCGCAGCAGCAGCCGCCCAAACCUAGCCUCGUGUCUACCUCAGUUACCUCCCUUCCGUGCAGGAACUUGCUUCGGAAGCAUUCCCCACCACGAAGUCCGAUAAAGCUCGAACAGGUGACGCCUCCGUCGACGCCCGGCGACGGGGAAAGUCACCCGACCGCGGAGGGCCGGCGGUCCUUGUCAACUACCUCACCACAUACCUCAGACAGCCUGCAGAGCCCCCUGCCCUCGGGCUACGCCUCGUCAGUCAGUGGCACCAGCGUCAUCCACUCGCCGCCACUCCUCAUGGCGGCCAACGCGUCGGGCUACGACACCAUGGCGAUGAAGGUCAUGUCAGGACGCACAACACCAUCAUACGAAGAGAAGCCGGAGUACGCGACGCGAUCCCCGCUGCCAGGCAACCGCAUCCCGUCGUUUGAAGAGUUCACGCGCGGCAUUCCCGGCCACCACUUCGCCGCGCCCGUCCGCCAGCAGGAUGGCAGCAUCCUGUCGGAGCCAUGCAGCCAGAUCUCGACGUCAAUGGAGCGUGAAGAUGCAUCGGAGGAAGAGAAAUACGGUGUCUGCGACAGCGUCAUGGACCUGAGCGUCAGGAAGACACCCCCUAGCGGCGAGGAUGAGACGGACAUCGAAGAUGCGAUGGAUAUGAAGGUGUCAAUGAUGCCUCCCCCGCGCACCCCGGAGUCGGAGACCGACAGUAGCAAGCGGACUGUGACCACUACCUCAGCAUCGCCGGCGGCCGCGGCGGCCGACUCGGGCAUCCACCACUGCAAGCACUGCAACAUCUUCUUCUACGACUACACGAUGUUCCACCUGCACCAGAGCCUGCACUCCCCAUACGAGGACGAGUAUCCCUUCCGGUGUCCGUCCUGUGCCAAGAACUGCCAGGACCGCAUCGAGUUCAUGUUCCACACCGUGUGGCACGUCAAGUACCCAAACACCAUCCCCAACUACCCCUCCUUCAGGGACAGUUACCUCUGUACUUGAAUAACACGAAUAACCAGGGUCUGAAUUUGAGGCUGCAUGACAUCGGUGGAGAGGACUGUUGAUCUGCCUCAGUGGCUGCCCACGGACAGGGGCAGAUAACUCAUAUCAACAUUACACUAGGAGAUGCGUAAUCUUCUUUUCCGGAGAGUCACUUCAACUGGAGGGUGAAGGUUGUCAUGGUAACACAAAGUUAAAAAAAAAAAAAAAUAUAUAUGUAUAUUGUCUGCCAGCUGAAGUUGUCAGUCGUGUUAACUGAUGUCUGUAUGUCAGUACAUGCGUGCAUAGGUAACUUGAUUAGAAGCAGCUAGUCAGGUUCUUGUUAUAUGUAUGUUUAAAAAAAAUACAUAAGUUGAAACUUGCCAUUGCGUAAAUAUGCACUCAUCAUUGAUCAUUAUGAGCUGUAUUUUUAUUUUUUUUUAUUUUUUUUUAGUUAUGCAAUAUGUUUAGAAAAAGAACAUGACAUAUUUGUAGGCACUUUAUUGCUGUUGUCUGCAGUAGAAUUGCCAUGGAUGUUUGACGACUUUGUUAUAUAUAUAUAUAUAUAUGGUUUUGUGAAAAGAUGUUUGACGACUUUGUUAGAAGCUUUAGAUGUAUUGUCAGUGUGUUACGAAAUUGCUUGUUUUAAUGAUGUAAGUGCUGAUAAAUGUUAUAUUCCUAUACUGGUACCAUUAAUUACUGUUUAUUUUUCAUUCAUCAUCUUUUUAUCUUCUUGUUUUUUUCCCUUUUUGAUAUAAAAAGUCUCCAGUUUCGUGGUGAAAAUUUAUUUGUGGAAAGUAAGGGAGAUCUUCUUUAAUAAAAAGAAAUCAACAAAAGUGCUACGGUGACAACUAGGAUUCCAUUUCAUGAAUAAAUUAUGUUAAUUUUGACCUAGAAUGAUGAAACAAUGUUGUGUCAUUAGUUCAAGAACAGAUCAUAUUAAUUAUUAAGAAUCUUAAUCAAGAUGAGAAAGAAAUAAACUGAUUAUAAACCAGCAUAUCAUGAAUAAUUAAUUAUAAUAAAUUAUGUAAAUUUUUAGAACCAUCAUUUUUAGAAGAAUUAAUUGCAUGAAUUAUUUUGCUGUUUAUACUAAGAAAAAUAAAUCAAAUAGUGGUUUGUGAUUAUAAGCUCCAAUCAUUUCAAAUACUACGUACUUCUUAAAUAGUACAUUUAAAUAAAACUUGGAGAAGCUGGACUCCGGAAUUUAAAAAAAAAAAAUGUAAACUGAGUUAAAUUCUUGAAAUGGGUCCUAUUUUUAAUAUAUUAAAAUGUCCUCUAUUAAUUUUUAAAAUCAUUUUAUUACUAUUAUUUUUUUAUCUUUAAAAAAAAGAUAAUCUUUUUCUUUGUUGUUUAAUUAGAUCAGUAAUUUUUUUUUAAAACAUUCAAAAAUCAAUAAUCCUAGUUCAUAACAUUCUGACAAGAUUUUUUAACAACCGGUGAGAGACCAUUUGGUGAAAUUUGGUCAUUGUUAGUGCUGCCUCAUUGUUCACAAUUUACACCCUUACACUCCUUCAAGUCACAUAAGACUGCCCACUUUCAGUGGAUCAAUCGGUCCAUUGUGGGAUUUUAGGAAUGAAAGGUCUCAUUACUAUUACCAUCACCUUAUUAUUGUUGUUGUUAUUAUUACCUGUUAUAAGAAUGUGUACACCUAUAGAAAGAUUAUUUUUGCUUUUGUUUCGUUAAUUUUCAAUACUGAUGUAUCUGGCUUUUGUUUCCGAAGAACAAGAAAAACACAAGUUUAGUCUUCAUUAACAUCCUAGUGUUAAACAUUGAAGGGAUUGAAAUGUGUGUUAAAAUAUCAAAACAAAAAUUUAAUUUGUUAUUUACACAAUGUUUGUUAUAAUUAGUGCCAACUGUAAAAUGUAUUUCGUUUGCUGCUGCUCAAGAGACUGGAAAUAUUUUUUUUCUUCUUCCAUCUUUUUCUCACUAAUUUAAUUGUUUUGUUAAUGCAGUUCUUUUUUUUCUCAAUACCUAAAAAAAAAUUCUGCUGAAAGCCACCGUAUUAAAACAAAUAUCCUUAAUUUUGUGGGUAAAUAGAGCUAUCAUAUUAACAAUCAUUUCUUCAGAAUACCUGAGAUCUUUAACCGUUAUUAUCAAGUAAAACAAUCCACAAAGCCUUGUAGCUCAUAAUUUGUCACAAACAAAUAUAUAUGGUGCCAUUUGCAGAAGGGAGGAAAAGGCAACAGAAGCUAAUUUCACAAAAUGUCGUAAGUUUACAUUUGUAAACUAGCAGUUAUAGCUGUACAUUUAAAUGUUUUUGGAAAUUACACCAUCAUGCACUGGCGUAGGAAAUGGGUGGGGGGGGGGCAAGGGGGGCAUGUGCUCCCUCCCUUUUCAGAUAUUUUGGUUUAUAAUAGUGUAAAAGUGUAUAAAUAUAAAAAUAUGCCCCACACACACACUUUUUGGCACCUUCCUACACCACUGCCAUGACAUAAAAUCAAGCAGUGUAAGAAUAAAAGAAAAUGAUAUAGGUGUACUUCAAACUACAUGUACGUUAGUUGUACUGUUAGUAGUCAUACGAACUAUGGUUAUGUCAUUUUUACGGUUGCGUAGAAAACUGGGUUUACGAUGUUUUGUGAAAUUGAUCCCUGUAGGAUAAAACAAAUUAAUAUCUGCUGAAUAAUGUAACAGUUGUUAGUUGGACUGCAGUAAAUUAAUACAAAAAUAUGUUUUAUGGUUGACCCAAGCUAGAGCAUACAGCAUUCAAACUAUUGUGUACAUCUGCUAGUCCAAGUUUAAGACAGAACUUGGAUAAAAAAAUUAAAAAAAUGAUGUAUAGUAAAUACAAAAUGAUAUUUGAAAUAAUUGCAAGAAGGCUCUUUGUGCAAGAUGCAGUAAUUAACAGAUUUGUUUUUAUUUUAUUUUGUUUUUCAUGUCACAGUAAAUGAUCUCAGUGUAAAUAAAUACACACAAAACAACUUCUAGAAAGACUUUCUUCAUAACUGAAGACACAUUUUCCCCCUACUAAACAUUGUAUGGCACUGUUCCUGGUGAAUAACAUCUUUUUAUUGAAAUUUAAACAAACAAUUAUGCCACUUUUUAUAAAUUAGUAUUAUUAAUAUAGCUUGGGAUAAUAUUUACUGCACAUUUGGUGGUUUUAUCCAUCAAACUAAUGUUUGAAAGGAUUCCUAAACAAUAUGCAGCAUUUUGUAACUGUUGAGCUAUUCACAAUGCAGUUUUAUUAGUGUAAUGCUAUUUGCUGAUUUCUUUUUUCUUCAGAAUGUUACCAAGGUGUGAUGCAUAUUAGUAGUUUGAUUGAAAUUUUACGUUGUCAUGAUUUUGAGAUUUUGCAUUGGGGAACGUGUGUCUUUAUUUAUAAUCUGAACUUAACCAUUUGAUGUGACACAAAAACUCAGGGUUGUAACAUCAUAAAUUAGUUAUUUUGACUAUAUAAAAGAGAACUCUUGUAUUUUAUUGUUAUAUAUACAUCUACAUCUACGUGUAUAUCAUAUUAUAUGUUUUUGCUCUAUCAGGGAACCUUUUUGAACCUCAUUUAUUAUGAUAACCAUAAUUUGCUUGUAUACCUACUCUAGAUUUUUAAAUUUGUUAUCAAUGUUCUGGUUGGUUGAAUUUUAUCAUGGUUCUUAUUGGUAGAAAAUUGUCGCAUGAGUCAUUUCAUUGGUUGACUGCUAUCGUGUCACUUCUUAUAUGAUUCGCCAGAUUCUGUAAUACUUGUACAAGAAUUAGGUUAAAAAUGGCUUUAAAUUGGUUUCUGAAAGUAAAGGUGUUUUAUAAAGAAAUAUUCUUGUGGCCAGCCCAUAGUUUAACUUAGAUAUGCGUUUACCGUCUGGGUUUUUUUUAAUGAUAAUAUGGGGGGGGGGGGGGUUGUU
Molecule: messenger RNA, 5366 nt
Organism: Gigantopelta aegis
Lineage: Eukaryota; Metazoa; Mollusca; Gastropoda; Neomphalida; Peltospiridae
Product: Krueppel homolog 1-like
Exons: 4
Coding region: 91-1560 (489 amino acids)
Biological process (GO): regulation of transcription by RNA polymerase II
Cellular component (GO): nucleus
Molecular function (GO): DNA-binding transcription factor activity, RNA polymerase II-specific; RNA polymerase II transcription regulatory region sequence-specific DNA binding
Source: RefSeq, a predicted model, not a curated record